This is a messenger RNA of Orycteropus afer afer, 3624 nucleotides long. Lineage: Eukaryota; Metazoa; Chordata; Mammalia; Tubulidentata; Orycteropodidae. The record is from RefSeq and is a predicted model, not a curated record.
AUGGCCCAUUUCUCCCGCAACGACGAGGCGAUGCUGCAGGCGAUGCUGAAGCAAUUAUUUCAGAGCGUGAAGGAGAAAAUCACGGGUGCUCCUUCUUUGGAGUGCGCCGAGGAGAUCCUGUUACACCUGGAGGAAACUGAUGAAAAUUUUCACAACUAUGAAUUUGUGAAAUACCUUAGACAAUACAUAUGCAACACUUUGGGGUCUAUGAUUGAAGAGGAAAUGGAAAAAUGCAUAUCUGAUCAGAAUCAAAGGGAAGAACCUGGCUAUGACACAGUUGUACAGUGUGUUACUAAAAGAACUCAGGAAUCUAAAGAGUACAAAGAAAUGAUGCAUUCCUUGAAGAACAUCAUGAUGGUAGUGGUGGAAUCUAUGAUUAACAAGUUUGAAGAAGAUGAGAUACGAAUUGAAGAGAGGCAGAAAAAAAUCCAAAAGGAGAAAAGCAAUAGUUACUGCACAGACAAUUGCUCUGAUAGUUAUUCAUCCUUCAACCAGAGUUAUAAAUUUUGUCAAGGAAAAUUACAAUUGAUUUUAGAUCAGAUGGAUCCGGGGCAACCUAAAGAGGUGCGAUAUGAAGCCUUACAAACAUUAUGUUCAGCGCCUCCAUCUGAUGUUCUGAACUGUGAAAACUGGACCACUCUUUGUGAAAAACUCACAGUCUCUCUUGCAGAUCCUGAUCCUGUGUUUAGUGACCGGAUUGUAAAAUUUUAUGCACAGACAUUUACACUUUCACCAUUACAUAUGACUAAAGAAAUUUACACAAGCUUAGCUAAACAUUUGGAAUUAUACUUUCUUUCUAGAGAAAGUCAUAUUCCUACUCUUUCGACUGGUAUAGAUAUAUCUAAUUCUAAUGUGAUCCGUUUACUUAAAAAGGUUCGUCUUCUAAAUGAAUAUCAGAAAGAGGCUCCAUCUUUCUGGAUUCGUCAUCCAGAGAAGUAUAUGGAGGAAAUUGUAGAGAGUACUUUAUCAUUGUUAGCAGUUAAACAUGAUCAAAACCAUCUUGUCUCACAAAAGAUUUUGGAUCCAAUUUACUUUUUUGCAUUGGUCGAUGCCAAGGCUGUGUGGUUCAAAAAGUGGAUGCAUGCAUAUUACAGUAGAACUACACUACUAAGACUUCUUGAACAGAAAUAUAAAUCUCUGAUAACUACAGCAGUUCAGCAGUGUGUUCAGUACUUGGAAUUGUGUGAGACCAUGAAAGCUGAUGACAUUUUGAGACAUUCAAAGCACUGUGGGAACAAACGGAAAAAUUUCUAUUACUCAGGACAAGAAUUACAGUAUAUUUAUUUCAUUCACUCACUGUGCCUUUUAGGAAGGUUAUUGGUCUAUACUCAAGGCAGAAAGCUAUUUCCUAUAAAGUUGAAGAAUAGAAAAGAUUCAGUAUCCCUUAUAGAUCUGUUGGUUCUAUUUACCCAGCUUAUCUAUUAUUCACCAAGUUGUCCAAAGAUGACAUCAGCUGCACAUUCAGAGAAUUACUCUCCUGCAGGUAUGGUCACUGAAGUUCUACAGAUACUCUGUGAUCAAAAAGAAUGUGCAAUGGAAUGCUUAUAUAACAGUACUGUGAUAGAGGCACUUCUUCAGCCUAUUCAUAAUUUAAUGAAGGGAACUGAGGCUGCUUCAUAUUGCUCGGAAACAGCUUUAAUUCAUAUAGCUGAUAUUUUAGCAAGAAUUGCAUCUGUAGAAGAAGGUCUUAUUUUACUUCUUUAUGGAGAGAAUGUGAACUCUUCCGAAGAAGAAAAUCCUACAGGUGCUCACAUAAUUGCCCAGUUUUCGAAAAAACUUCUUGACGAAGAUACUCCUAUUUUUUCUGGAUCAGAGAUGUUGCCUGUGGUUACAGGAGCUUUUAUUUCUGUGUGCCGUCAAAUAUAUGGUACAUGUGAAGGCUUGCAAGUGUUAAUUCCUUAUGGUUUGCAUGAAUCUAUAGCAAAGGCAUGGAGGAAGACAUGUUUGCUAUCAGAAAGAAUUCCUACCCCAGUAGAGAGUUCUGAUUCUGUUUCUUCAGUAAGCCAGCAAUCUCAAAACAUUAUGGCUUGGGAAGAGAAUCUGUUAGAUGAUUUACUAAAUUUUGCUGCCACCCCCAAAGGACUACUACUUCUUCAAAGAACAGGUGCCAUCAAAGAAUGUGUGACACUAAUGUUCAACCGAUAUGAAAAAAAAUUACAGAUCAGCAGGCAUAAAAAGUUUGGCUAUGGUGUUAUGGUUACUCAAGUGGCAUCAACAGCAGCAGGUGCAAUAGCAUUACAGACUUCAGGGUUUAUUAAUGCACUUAUAACUGAAUUAUGGACCAAUUUGGAAUGUGGAAGAGAUGAUGUUGGGGUAAUCUAUCCUAGAUCUACUCCAGUGGAUCCUAUUGACCGAAGUUGUCAAAAGUCUUUUCUAGCACUGGUGAACUUGUUAUCCUGUCCUGCUGUGUAUGAGCUGCUAGGCAAUCAAGACCUUCCUAAUAAAGCAGAGUACUCUCUUCGUGAAGUCCCCACAUGUGUUAUUGAUAUUAUUGAUAGACUUAUAAUUUUGAAUACUGAAGCUAAGAUUCGUUCUUUAUUUAAUUAUGAACAAUCACAUAUCUUUGGACUAAGAGACUUCAUAAUUGAUGGCUUAUCUGUAGAGAGAAAUCAUGUUCUUGUUAGGAUAAAUCUUAUUGGUGGGCCAUUAGAACGGAUUUUGCCUCCAAGGAUACUAGACAAGGGUAAUGAUCCAUAUCCUUGGUCAAUGUUUUCAUCAUAUCCUUUGCCAAACUGCUAUCUUUCAGAAGUUACAAGAAAUGCUGACAUAAAGGAAGAUAAUGAUCUUAGCAAGCUAUUAUUACGUCUCAGCAUUUCUGAUAAACAAACUGAGUGGAUAGAAAACUGCCGAAGACUGUUUUGCACAAUGAUGAAGACCAAACCUGAUACCAUCAGUGGAGUGGCUUUGGUAGAAUUACUGGAAAAAUUUGUAUUUCAUCUUUCAGAAACCUCAUCUGAAUGCUACUUCCCUUCAGUGGAAUAUGCAGAUACCACAGUCAGUGUUAUCUUUUCCAAGGUGACUUUCCAAAAUGGUGAACAAGUCUUAGUAAGAUAUGGCAAAUUCCUCAACCUGUUAAAAGAUGGUGCAGAAAAUCAUCUUUCCUGGGUCUUAAAGCACUGUAAGAGAUUCCUGAAACAGCAGCAAGCUCCUGUAAAAUCUUCCCUUCCUUUUGAGCGGUACCUACCUAUUGACACUAUAGAAUCUGGCAUCCAUCCAAUAUAUUUUUGCAGCGCUCACUAUAUUGAAAUGCUACUGAAGGCUGAGGUGCCACUUGUGUUUUCAGCUUUCCAUAUGUCUGGUUUUGCACCAUCACAGAUUUGCCUACAAUGGAUAUCUCAGUGCUUUUGGAAUUAUUUAGAUUGGAUAGAUAUCUGCCAUUACAUUGCUACAUGUGUUUUCCUUGGUCCUGAUUAUCAAGUAUAUAUCUGUAUAGCUAUAUUCAAACAUCUACAACAAGAUAUUUUACAGCACACACAGGCUCAAGAUCUGCAGGUUUUCCUAAAAGAAGAAGCACUGCAUGGGUUUCGAGUGAGUAAUUACUUUGAAUACAUGGAAAUUUUGGAGCAAAACUACAGACCAGUGCUGCUGAGAGACAUGCGGAACGUUAGAGUGCCAAGCACAUAG